This is a messenger RNA of Neltuma alba, 678 nucleotides long. Its product is annotated as gamma-interferon-responsive lysosomal thiol protein-like. Gene Ontology annotation, molecular function: oxidoreductase activity, acting on a sulfur group of donors, disulfide as acceptor. The record is from RefSeq and is a predicted model, not a curated record. The coding region runs from base 1 to 678 and encodes 225 amino acids. NCBI's taxonomy places the organism in Eukaryota, Viridiplantae, Streptophyta, Magnoliopsida, Fabales, Fabaceae. The transcript has 5 exons.
AUGGCAGUUUUGCCUCUCUUCUUCUUCUUCUUCUUCUUUGUGUUUGCAUCUGCAGGCUCUUCUUCUUCUUCUUCUUCCACUUCACAUGUUAAAGGAGUUGAGAUUACAGAGUUUGCUUCUCCUGACCAGAGAGUGAAUCUAUCAGUGUACUUUGAAAGCUUAAAUGAGCCUUGUGCAACUUUCAUAAUCAAGAACCUUGUGGAAAUCUUCAACAAAGAUCUCAUCAACAUUGUGAAUCUCCAACUUGUUCCUUGGGCCAAUGCUUCCAUCAGCAACACCAACAAUACCAUCUUAUGUCAGAAUGGACCAGAUGAAUGUCUCCUAAAUUCUCUGGAAGCCUGCGUCUUGAAUGUUUCGCAUGAUGUGAACAUACAGUAUGCAUUGAUAUUCUGCUUUGAGUUUUUGGCACUUGAAGGCAAGCACAAGAAGUGGCAGAGCUGUUUCAACCAGUUGGGUUUGCCUAAGCAGCCUUUUCUUCACUGCUUUAAUGCUGGCUACGGAACUCAGCUUGGAAGACUUUAUGUAAGUCAAGUUGCUAGGCUCUCUCCACGGUUUACAUUUCUACCAUGGGUGCUGGUCAACGAUAAACCUCUUGAAAAGGACUAUGAGAAUUUCGUGAGCUAUGUUUGCAAGGCUUAUAAAGGCCCUUUGGUACCUCCAGCCUGCCACCGUGUUUAG